Aspergillus affinis is the source of this 975-nucleotide messenger RNA. Its product is annotated as DUF1996 domain-containing protein. The transcript has 2 exons. Lineage: Eukaryota; Fungi; Ascomycota; Eurotiomycetes; Eurotiales; Aspergillaceae. Bases 1 to 975 code for a protein of 324 amino acids. The record is from RefSeq and is a predicted model, not a curated record.
AUGCGUUCUUUCAUUCUCUCGUCUGCCCUAGUGGCAGGCCUGGCUGAGGCCUACACCGUCACCACCUCCGAUCUGUUCAUGUACAAGAACAUCGAUCCUCUCGUGGUGCCUGGACAGUACAAGUCCCACAUGCACAGCUUCUUCGGGUCCGACGCUGUGACCGUGAACACCACCACGUCAGCUGAGCUGCAGGAGGGGUGCUCUUCCACCGCCAACCCCAAUGACUUUUCCACCUACUGGGUCCCUACCCUCUACCUCGUCAAAGACGGCACCCGCACCCCGGUGACCGUCAACCGCUUCAGCGCGUACUAUAUCGACCUCGACAAGGCCGAAAUCCCCAUCCCACAAGACUACACCGACCUCGCCGGCAACGCAGGCGCCCAGUCGCAAGCCGACGUCGACUCCAACGCCGGCAUCCAAUGGUUCUGCGAAGGCGACGCCGCCGAAGACAAGGACGACGCCGCCUUCCCCUCGAACACCUGCUCGACCCACCUGCAAACCCUCCUCCUGUUCCGCGACUGCGUGAACCCCGACACCCUCGAGUCCGCGUACUCGGGCAACCCGCGCGUCAACGACGGCUACGGCGACAACUGGUGUCCUACGGGCAUGUCGCGGAUCCCUCGUCUGCGCUUCUCCAUCCGCUACGACCUCCGCUCUCUGCUGCCGGACGGAUGGUCCGGGGAAGCGCCCUUCGAGUUGGCCUGUGGGUCGUCGUACUGCUCGCACGGCGACUUCAUUAACGGGUGGAUUCCCGAGGCGGCGCAGAACAUGGUUGGUGCCGAGUCGAACCGGAACUUUGUGGCGAUUGACGGGCCCAAGGGUAACGCGGAUGCUGGAUCCGUUUGUGGUGCGGAGAAUGCGCAGGAUGCGGACCCGGAUCACGGAACGAGUGAUUAUGAGAAGAGUGUCGAGAUGAUGGGGAUGAGCACCAAGAAGGUUCGCAGACAUAUGCGUUUUGGUCGCGUGCAUUACUAG